Gekko japonicus is the source of this 2863-nucleotide messenger RNA. RefSeq names its product ecdysoneless cell cycle regulator (gene ECD). Lineage: Eukaryota; Metazoa; Chordata; Lepidosauria; Squamata; Gekkonidae. The transcript has 15 exons. Gene Ontology annotation, cellular component: nucleus. The record is from RefSeq and is a predicted model, not a curated record.
GAGGAGCGGAGGGUGACGUCUGAGGGGGUCUUGUGAUAGCUGAAAGGCUUUUGUCCCAUCACAAGCCGCUUUCUUCUGAAGAAGACUGAUAAAAUUUGCGAGGAUUUCUUCAGAUGCGACGUGCAGAUCCUGACUAGGCGGUUGUUUUAGGUACCGGGCUUGGGAAAGAAACAGCAGAGUGAAGAGGCCAUGAAGUAAAUGGGUGCCCAAUUAAAUAGAGAAUGGAGAAGGAGUUACGCCUUGCAACUGUGGAAGAUGCAGUGCAGUACCAGCUAUUUCUGCUAACACCCAAACAAGAAGCAUCCGAGCAUCACCAAGAAAUUCUUCAGUCAUAUAUUGAAAAGAUAUUAGCACACUUUGCACCCAUCCUGGUUUCCUAUAUCUGGCAAAACCAGCCAUUUAAUCUUAAGUAUAAGCCAGCCAAAGGCGAUAUUCCUGCUCAUAUUGGCAGUCACACAAAAUUUGGGGAUAACAUUGAAGAUGAAUGGUUCAUUGUGUAUCUUCUAAGAGAAAUUACAAAGGAAUUUCCAGAGUUGGCAGCCAGGGUGGAUGAUAAUGAUGGUGAAUUCCUGCGGAUAGAAGCAGCCGAGUACCUUCCUAAGUGGCUGAACCCUGAGAAUAGCAUCAAUCGGGUGUUCUGGCACCAUGGCAAAUUGUGCAUAAUUCCACUAAGAAACUUUCCUGAAAAGGAGACUUUACUACCUGUUACCAAUUCUACAAUUCUUCAGGCACUGAAGUUAUUAUCUACCCAUUCUGGGGACUUUAUAGCUGCAAAAUCUAUUAGAGCAGCAAUAUAUAAGCGCAUCAGUGGGUAUCCUGAGAAAAUCCAAACUUGCCUUCACCAAGCUCACUGUUACCUUCCAGUGGGCGCUGCAGCGGUACUGAAGCAAUGUCCUGGUUUAGUGUCUGCAGCAGUCCAAGCUUUUUACCUGCGAGACCCCAUUGACUUAAAAGCAUGCCGCGUUUUCAAAGUGUUCCCUCCCGAAACACGCAUAAUGACUUCAGUUACUUUUACAAAGUGUCUGUAAAAGGUGCAGCAGUCUUUCAUACCAGACAGACGGAGUGGGUACUCACUGCCUCCUCGUUCACAUCCUGACUACAAAGCAUAUGAGCUGGGCAUGAAGUUGGCUCAUGGCUUUGAAAUUCUGUGCUCGAAAUGUAGUUCGGCAUUUCAUGAUUCUAACAAACAUGCAUCCAGUGGUCCACUGUGGGACAACUUUCUGAACAGUCUGAAGAAAAAUAAUUAUUUUAAGGGUGAGCUGGAAGGUUCUGCUCAGUACCUGAACAAAUUGCAUAUGGCAGAAAAUUAUUUUCAGCAGACUGUAAUCAAUCCGCAAAGUUCUGUUGUCAGAAGCCCAGGUGAAGAAAUUCUCUCUAUAUUAAAAGCAACUAAUUUGGAGGAUUUUGGAAAAGAAGCAUGCAGUCUUCCACCAGAGGAUGAUGACGAUUGGCUGGAGAUCACUCCAGAUGCUCUGGAACAGAUCCUUAAUGAGGCACGAGGAACCAAUGUGUCUGCUUCUACUUCAAAUGAGGAGGAACAGAACUAUGACUUAACAGAGGUGACCAAAAGCAUGAAGGCAUUUAUGUCUAAAGUAUCAACACAUGAAGGAGUGGAAGUGCCAUGGACAUCUUCUGAGGCUCCAGUCAGUUUUGACGUUGACACAUUCACAGAUGCACUACACAAAAUUUUAGGAACAACUUCAGAAGAACUGGACUCAGAUGAUUUGGAAGAGGAAGAAGAGUUUGAAUUCCUGGACAGUGAUGAAGAUCUAAAAACUGAUAAUCAAGGGGAAACGCCAUCUCAGGAUGACACAGUGGGAAGCCUCAAAUCAUAUAUGGAUGAAAUGGACAGUGAGCUUGCAUCAACCAACAUUGGGAAAAGCUUCACCACCCAGCCAAGAAUGGUUGAGCCUGGUAAAGGGUGUUCAUCUCAAAACACGGACAGUGAUUUGAAAGAUGAUUUUGGGGCAGGAGCUGCUGACUUGACACCUGUGGAUAUAGAUCUCAACCUCGUGGCUAAUUUGCUGGAAUCCUAUACCGCUCAAGCUGGACUAGCAGGACCAGUCUCCAAUAUUCUGCAGAGCAUGGGGGUUCACUUGCCUGAAAAUACAGACCACAAGCCUCACUAGUAGUUUGAGGAUGCGGUAAUCUGGGCUCAUAAUUUAGGAUUACACUGUUUUGACAACAGCAGUACCCCAAGAAAGUUUUUUUUUAAAAUGAGGGAUAAAUGUUUCAAACUGAAGCUCAAGUGCUUCACUUUGCAGGCAGCUUAAAAUAUGCGUGAAAGUGUUCAUUGAAAUCUCCCGUGAUCCUUGUGGAAUCUCUUUUCUAAAUAUAGUCUGCUGUUGCCAUGAUUGUAUUUGUAUACAUUUAGUUAUCCUGAUUUUUUAACAAGAUAAAGAAAAAUUGACUCUAAAAUAUUUUCUAAAAGCCUUUUUAUCUCCAUUAGAAGAUACACAGACAUUUCCUUGCUAUGUUUUCUUCUCACCAGUGGCUCUGAGCCUACCAGUAGUAUGUUUCUCUGGUGCCGAAGGCAGUACAACAGUACAACAGCAUCUGUCACCAGCAGAAGAGGAAUUGCUUUAGAGGAAAACAUGGGUGGACAGAACAGAAUGGUAGGAUCCAGCCCACUGUGACAUUCUUUACAUUGCAAAGUCCCAGAAAAUUCAUUGUUUGAAAUAAAGAGUUGUGUUUUGAGUUACCUGCAGGCACCAACUGAUAGAGGGCAUUCUGUAGAGAUUUUUUAGUCUACCCAUGUUUAUUUUGCUUUCCAGUUACAAUACAAAUAAUUUAAAGUAUUUAAAGCGUAAAAUUGCUAAAUUCAGAAAGUAUUAGUGUUUUUUUUAACAUAGAGGGUCCUUCG